Molecule: messenger RNA, 1490 nt
Organism: Arachis stenosperma
Lineage: Eukaryota; Viridiplantae; Streptophyta; Magnoliopsida; Fabales; Fabaceae
Product: (S)-coclaurine N-methyltransferase-like
Exons: 8
Coding region: 67-1140 (357 amino acids)
Biological process (GO): lipid biosynthetic process
Source: RefSeq, a predicted model, not a curated record
GCGAUAACGUGAUACGAGGUACGUAGCAACUACCAAGAAAGAGAAAAGAAAACACAGCGCGUGGCGAUGGAAGGCAAAGGGUUAUUGAAACUGCCGUAUGAUACCACCGUGAAGUUUAUGCUGGCGUCACUUGAGCGCAACCUCCUCCCAGAUGCACUCAUUCGGACACUCACUCGCGUCCUUUUGUCCACGCGCCUUCGCUCUUCCUACAGGCCUUCCUCCCACCUUCAGCUCUCUGACCUUCUCCAUUUUGCUCAUUCUUUGCGAGAGAUGCCUAUUGCAGUCAACACUGAUAAGCCCAAAUCUCAACACUAUGAAUUGCCAACCUCUUUCUUCAAGCUCGUCCUUGGAACCAAUCUCAAAUACAGUUGCUGUUACUUCUCUUCUGACUCUCAGACGCUGGAAGAUGCUGAAGAAGCAAUGUUAGAACUCUAUUGUGAGAGAUCAAACCUGAAAGAUGGUCACACAGUCCUUGAUGUUGGAUGUGGUUGGGGCUCACUGGCUCUUUAUAUUGCCAAGAAAUACAGUAACUGCAAGGUUACAGGAAUAUGCAAUUCCGCAACCCAAAAGGCUUAUAUUGAUGAGCAGUCCCGGGAUCUUCAGCUGCAGAAUUUGGACAUCCUUGUUGCAGAUAUUAGCACGUUUGAAAUGGAAGGUUCCUAUGACAGAAUAUUUUCCAUAGAAAUGUUUGAGCAUAUGAAGAACUAUAAAGAUCUUCUCAAGAAGAUAUCUUCAUGGAUGAAAGAGGAUAGCCUUUUAUUUGUUCAUUAUUUCUGCCACAAAGUAUUUGCUUAUCAUUUUGAGGACAAAAAUGAUGAUGACUGGAUCACUAGAUACUUCUUCACAGGAGGAACUAUGCCUUCAGCAAAUCUACUACUUUAUUUCCAAGAUGAUGUUACUGUCCUCAACCAUUGGCUAGUAAAUGGAAAACACUAUGCACAGACCAGUGAAGAAUGGCUCAAAAGAAUGGACAAGAAUAUCACCACCAUAAAGCCUAUUAUGGAAUCAACGUAUGGCAAGGAUUCAGCUGUUAAGUGGACAGUAUAUUGGAGAACAUUCUUUAUAGCUGUUGCAGAACUCUUUGGAUACAAUGAUGGUGAAGAAUGGAUGGUUGCACACUUCCUUUUCAAAAAGAAAUAAACAGAAGAGCUGAAAUAAAAAAAGGAGAUUGCUAGGGUACCAACAUUUUUAGUAGAAUAAAAUAGAGAGUUGGCUAGUGUUAACUCAAAUACAAGACAAAUAAGAGAAAAAAUAUUGGUUCCCCAACAUUUACAUGCCUUACUAAUUGUUCUGUAAUUUUAUCAUCUUUAGAUUCUAUUUGGUUGCCCAUCAUGUAGUAUGUCUCAAUCUUUUUUUUAAAUAAGGAACCUAAUGCCAAUAUCAACACUGGUGGUUCCUCUUAAACUAGUACUAUAUCUUGACGCUGAUUCUGAUUUAUAAGUUCAUCUUCAAAAUGUUAUAUAGAAUAGAUAAAUAUUUUAUUUUGAAAA